Messenger RNA from Eremomyces bilateralis CBS 781.70, 1602 nucleotides. RefSeq names its product MFS multidrug transporter-like protein. The transcript is spliced from 5 exons. Gene Ontology annotation, biological process: basic amino acid transport; transmembrane transport. NCBI's taxonomy places the organism in Eukaryota, Fungi, Ascomycota, Dothideomycetes, Eremomycetales, Eremomycetaceae. Gene Ontology annotation, molecular function: basic amino acid transmembrane transporter activity. Bases 1 to 1602 code for a protein of 533 amino acids. The record is from RefSeq and is a predicted model, not a curated record. Gene Ontology annotation, cellular component: fungal-type vacuole membrane.
AUGCGGCUUCGGGGAACCUUGAUCGUCUUCGCUAUGAGUAUCCUUAUUUUCCUUCAAGCUACCAAUAUCUCGCUCUUGACUACCGCACAAUCCGCAAUUGCUGCGGAACUGGAUGCUUUUGAGAAUGUAACCUGGUUCACGAGCGCAUAUUUGGUUGCAAUGUCAUCCAUUGCUCCAUUAGUAGGCCGGCUCUGUACCGUAUUUCCUCCAAAACAGUGCAUGUUCACCGCCUCCGUCAUCUUCGCAAUAGGAUCCCUCAUCACCGGCCUCGCGCCACAUCUGGACCUCUUCCUGGUAGGGCGAGUCGUGACGGGGGUUGGAGCAUCCGGCAUCUUUACAGUCUCCUUGAUCGUCGUGCUACAGUUAGCUACUGACGAGCGGCGGGGGUUAUUUAUCGGCCUGUUAAACACGGGAUACACUGUCGGCGUCUCCGUCGGCGCUGUCUUAUCUGGUGCACUGGAACCUGUCAUCGGUUGGAGAGCCCUUUUCUGGGGACAAUCCCCGUUUGUUAUCAUAGCAGGGCUGGUUCUACUUAUAAAACUUCCGGAUUUCUCAACCUCGAAAUAUAACAGUCGGACUGAUGUUUCUCUCCGACAGAAGCUGGCGCGUCUGGACUACUUAGGGGCCGUCACAUUGACUGCGACCAUUUUUCUCAUGCUUCUUGGCUUGUCUUCACCAACCAUCCAGAUAUUGCCAAUCGUUCUGUCAUUGAUUAUUCUGCCCAUCUUCGUUUUCAAUGAAGCAUACCUGGCCUCAGAUCCCGUGAUUCCAGUGGUGAUUCUCAAGUCUCGGGGCAUGCUCUUCUCAUGCAUCGCCACGCUUGGUUUCAUGAUGUCACGAUGGACGAUCCUGUUUUACACCCCCGUGUACGCCAUCUCCGUUCGACAGUGGCAUUCCGCCAAAGCGGGAUCGAUAUUGAUUCCGACAAAUGCGGGAUUCGCUCUGGGUGGCAUCUUAGUCGGGUGGCUGCACAUCAAGCGGUCAGGCAGCUUCUACAUUCCCAGCAUCGUAGCCAAUAUCCUAUUCCCGCUUAGCCUCUUAUCGAUGUCCUACGCGUCUACGGCGACAUCAUCAACUGCGCUCUUUGUUUCCUUGACUUUUGUGAACGGCAUGAUCACGGGCUCCUCACUCAACUACACGCUGUCCCAUCUUCUUCAUCUGACGCCAACCCACACACAUUUCAUCGCAAGUUCGUUACUUGCCACUUUCCGAGGCUUCGCUGGCUCCUUUGGAUCGGCGAUCGGAGGAGGUGUUUUUACACGAACCCUUCAACGCUCACUCACCAAUGGAUUCGUGGGGCAUGGGCUGGGACACAAAACCGGACUGGUUAGAAAGUUGCUGGGCAGUCCAGCCCUUGUUGGAACACUGGGAGAGCCAGAAAAAUCGAUUGCGAUCGGCGCAUAUGUGGACGCGACGCGGGGGUUGUUUGCCGCCGCCGCAGGCCUUACGGCUUUGAUGGUAUUGGCUCAGGCAGCAACUGGAUGGCGUGCUGCGGAGCCAAAAAAGGCCGGAGACGAAGAAAACGACCGUAUGGAAGAAACACUGCAACCAUACCGCGAUGAUACACAGUCUGAUGAGGAAGAUCAUCACCGGGUGAGCUGA